This is a messenger RNA of Agelaius phoeniceus (red-winged blackbird), 1439 nucleotides long. NCBI's taxonomy places the organism in Eukaryota, Metazoa, Chordata, Aves, Passeriformes, Icteridae. The record is from RefSeq and is a predicted model, not a curated record.
GGGGGCGGUCCGGGCCCGGCGCCUCUCGCCCCGGCGCAGGCGCUGCCGGGGGCCCGCGGCGGAGGGCAGCUCGCCCCGGGACGGCGGCUCCAUGCGCUGCCAGGUCUCGGUGCUGUAUUUCGCCAGGAGCGCGGAGCUGGCGGGGCUGCGCUGCGAGACCCUCUCGGUGCCGCGGGAGAUCACCUCUCUGCAGCUCUGGGAGGAGAUCGUCAAGGUCCACCCCAGGCUUGCUCUCAUCCGGGAUCAAGUGGUGUUUGCUGUUCGGCAGGAGUACGUGCUUCUUGGAGAUCAGCUCCUGGUCCUGCAGCCUGGAGACGAGGUUGCCAUCAUCCCACCAAUUAGUGGAGGCUGAACCUGCCCAGGUUCUGUUAGGUCUGAAGAUGUGAUUGCAAUUCUCUCCCUCCACCCCAGUACUCUUUUGAGAAAACUGAACUUGUGUUUCCGUCUGUGUGGUUCCAAUAACUGAAGCAAGUGUAAUUAUUGCAGUCUCCUCUCCGCACAGAGCAGAAUCCCUUGAAGCUGUAAUGUACUGCAUCAAUACCUUAAAAGCAUCUGUCCCUAUAUGGAAAAAGUACAGGGAUUGCUCUGGAUUUCACCCCCAGGAUUAUCACGCACCUCUCCAGUAGGAGCCUGACCAUAUAAGCCAAGCACUGAAAUCUGCAUUUCAUCCUUUGUGAAUUGGGAGCAACAAUCUGAAUUAUAGGUACACUGCAUUCCCCAAAAUAGUAUGCAUAUUUCCUCUCUUUUGCUUUCUCUAAGAUAAAAUUUGUUGGAAGAAGAGCUUUUGGUAUAGCCAUAUGUCAAUCUGAUUAACUGUCUAGCUGGAACACAUGGCCUUGGCAGUAACGCUAUUUCUAGAUCCAAAGUCUGUGCUUUAAGGAUUCAUCAUCAAUACUGCACAUCUGAUUUAUCAAAUACAAAUUCCCUGUAGCACAGCAACUGCUUCAGGCAUGCUGCUGGGAGUUAAGAAGAUGUGGGUGCCAAGGCCUAAAGUGAGGAAAAAAUGUCUGAGGUGAGGUCAAACUUGAAAAGUUGCCAGCUUUUAUGCUGAGUUGGAAAUAUCUCUCCUUGACCUAAAUAAACUGAUCUGCUGGGGGAAUAAUUCUGGUAUCCAAGAAAACAAAUUGUGAGAGAGUUUUGUAUACACAUUCUUUUCUGGAAUAGGCACUGCUAGAAAGGAAAAAAGAAAAUUCCUCUGAGAACUUCAAAAAUCAGGGGCAAUUACAGAAACAGUGAAGUUGGGUAUCACGCACCGGUAAAGAAGAUGAAGCAAAAAACAAGUUGUCUGAAAAUGUGGCCUGGAUUCUGGUGUUAUAUGCAUUUUCCUUUUUAUUUCUCAAUUUCACAUUGAAUGUUAGUCUUCUGUUUUUGCUGCUGACAAUGAACUGUUGUUUGCUGUUGGAAAAUAAAGUCCAUUGUUGUAAAUAGAGGUACUAGAA